Leptonychotes weddellii (Weddell seal) is the source of this 2433-nucleotide messenger RNA. RefSeq names its product repetin (gene RPTN). NCBI's taxonomy places the organism in Eukaryota, Metazoa, Chordata, Mammalia, Carnivora, Phocidae. Gene Ontology annotation, cellular component: cornified envelope. The record is from RefSeq and is a predicted model, not a curated record. Gene Ontology annotation, molecular function: calcium ion binding; transition metal ion binding.
AUGGCUCAACUCCUGAACAGCAUACUCACUGUGAUCAAGGUGUUCCAGAAAUAUGCUAAAGAGAAUGGGAAAUGUACCUUGCUCUGCAAGAAGGAGUUGAAGCAGCUGCUCUUGGCUGAGCUUGGAGAUAUCCUCCGGAGACCAAAUGACCCAGACACGGUGGACACCAUCCCAAGCCUCUUGGAUAAAGACAGAAAUGGACAUGUUGAUUUUCAUGAAUAUCUCUUGUUGGUGUUCCAAUUGGCCCAAGCCUGCUAUCAUAAACUGGAUAAUAAGUCAUGUGGAGAUAGAAUCUCUCAGCAAGAAGGGGAGCAGGAGGGAACACGAGACCAUAAGUUUCCAGAAAAUACAGGCAGGCCAAGGCAGAGGCAUGAGGGAGAAAGGCAGGACUCCCACUGUACUCAGUCUGAGAGACAAAACCAGGAUGUCCACCAGAAUCAGUCAGAGAGACAGGAUAGGGACUCCCACUGUGGUCAGUCAGAGAGACAGGAUAGGGACUCCCACUGUGGUCAGUCAGAGAGACAGGAUAGGGACUCCAGCUGCAGUCGGGACUUCUGUUACGGUCAGUCAGAGAGACAGGAUAGGGACUCCCCCUAUGAUCAGUCUGAGAGACAGGAUAGGGACUCCAGCUAUGGUCAAAGAUGGAGACAUAAAUCUAGCAGUAGCCUGCCUAAAAGACAAGGAUAUAUCUUUGCCUUAAGUCAGUGUGAGAAACAAGUUCACGAUUCUCAUUAUGGCCAGACAAACCAACAGGAAUCAGGUUCUUAUCAUGAACAGUCUCAGAGGCUGGAUCAGGAAUCAGGCUAUGGUCAGAGAGAUAGACAAGAAUUGGACUUUCAAUACGGCCAGACAGACAGCCAGAGUUCUCACUAUGGUCAGACAGACAGACAAGGCCAAAGUUCUCAGUGUGGCCAGACAGACAGACAAGGCCAGAGUUCUCGGUGUGGCCAGACAGACAGACAAGACCAGAGUUCCCACUAUGGCCAGACAGACAGACAAGGCCAGAGUUCUCACUAUGGUCAGACAGAGAGACAAGGCCUAGGUUCUAAGUUUAGCCAAACAGACAGACAAGGCCAGAGUUUUCAUUAUGGCCAGACAGACAGACAAGGCCAGAGUUCUCAUCAUGGUCAGAGAGACAGAAAAGGCCUAGGUUCUCAGUGUAGCCAGACAGACAGACAAGGCCAGAGUUCCCACUAUGGUCAGACAGACAGACAAGGCCAGAGUUCUCACUAUGGCCAGGCGGACAGACAAGGCCAGAGUUCCCACUAUGGCCAGACAGACAGACUAGGCCAGAGUUCUCACUAUGGUCAGACAGACAGACAAGGCCAGGGUUAUCAUUAUAGUCAGACAGACAGACAGGGCCUGAGCUCUCACUAUGGUCAGUCAGAGAUUGGGGUAACAGGGCAAAAUAGUUACCUCCAAGGAAGUGAGGGAACAAGCAGAGACUCAUAUGUUGAGCAAUCAGGAAGGUCAGGGAGACUAAGUCAAAAGACUCAAGGACAGGAAAUGACUCGAAAUCAGGGGCAGAGAUUCCAGUCUAGGGAAGGCCAGCAGAACAGCCACCAGGCAUGGGAGCCUGAGGAGGCUAGCCAACACCACCAACACAAACUCAUUGCACAUAUCCAGCAAGAAAGGUCAUGUGGUUACAAAAGGGGUGACUGGCAAUCAUGUGGUGGUGAGCAGGACCACAGACAGGCCCAGGCUAGGCAAAGUCAUGGAGAGAGGCAGAGCCACCAGGCAGAGGAAGAGCAGGGCCACCAAAGCUGGGGCAAACAUGGUUGUGAGAGUCAGGUAACUCCAUGGGAGAUGCAAGCCAGGCAAACCCAUGAAGAGGAAAAAAGCCAUCAGAGACAGGACAGGCAAACCCACGAAAGUGAGCAGACCCAUCAGAGACGGGACAGGCAAACCCAUGAAGAUGAGCAGACCCGUCAAAGAAGGGACAGGCAAACCCACGAAGAUGAGCAGACCCAUCAGAGAUGGGACAGGCAAACCCACGAAGAUGAGCAGACCCGUCAGAGAUGGGACAGGCAAACCCACGAAGAUGAGCAGACCUGUCAGAGACAGAACAGGCAAACCCACAAAGAUGAGCAGACCCAUCAGCAACGAGACAGGGAAGCCCAUGAAGAGAGUCAAAACUGUCAGCAACAAUGGGAUAGGCAAACCCUUGAGGAGAAAGAAAGGUAUCAAGGAUCCCGGGAUCAACAAUCUUAUGGGACCCAGCAAGGCUGUGCUAAUAGAGAAAAAAUCCACAUGAAUGAGAAUAGCCAGAGGCGAGGCUCACGGGGAAGACGCAGUAACCUGACCUUCCACCCCACCCAGAGUGGUGGGAGGCCCCCAAGGAGAGAACAGGGUGGAAGUCACCCUACCAAAGCAUCUCCUACUCCCAACCCCCUCCAUGACUAUGUACAAGAGCAGAAAAGGAAUCAGCAUUAG